AUGGCACCGGGUAUUCUCAUUGACGAGCCUGCCCAGGCUCCUGUCACGCCCUGGAAGGGCAAGAAUGACGAUGCUCCCCGCGACAUCUUCCCCGAUGGCAUUAGAACCUCGGGACAGCACAACCCCCUCUACGAUACCCUGCGACCGUAUGAGGAGUUCCCCAAGGAGAUUACAGGCCGAACGGUCUGGCAAAAAGAGGAGUUUGAGAACCACCCCGAGAAGUGGACGCACCGCUUCACCCCCGAAGAGGUCGAAGAGCUUGGCCGCACAUCUGAUGCUUUUAUCGCCAGUGGUACCCCGCUGACGGGCAUCUCCAAGAGCAACUUUCCUCUCCCUACAUUGGGCAAGGCGCUUACCGAUCUCCGCGAGGAUCUCCUCAACGGCAAGGGCUUCAUUCUCUUCAAGGGGUUCCCUGCACAAGAAUGGGGCCCUCACAAGACAGCCGUCGGAUACAUGGGCCUCGGUACAUACCUUGGCUACUUUGUCUCUCAGAACGGCCGCGGCCACGUGCUGGGACAUGUUAAGGACGUCGGCGAUGACCCGACUCAGAUUGACAAGGUGCGAAUCUACCGCACCACGGCUCGGCAAUUUUUCCACGCCGACGACGGCGACCUUGUCGGCCUUCUCUGCGUUCACCGCGCUGCCGAGGGUGGCGAGAGUGAUCUCGUCAGCAUCCACGCCGUCUGGAACGAGCUGCAGCGCUCUCACCCAGAGGUUGCCGAGCUGUUGACCAAGCCCGUGUGGUACUUCGACCGCAAGGGUGAGGUGUCUGAAGGUCAAGAAGAGUGGACGAAGCAGCCCGUGUUCUACAUCGAGAACGGUGGACAGCAGCGCGUGUACUGCAAGUGGGAUCCGUACUAUGUGCGCUCGCUCACGCGGUUCUCCGACAAGGGCAUUAUCCCGCCGCUGAGCGAGGAGCAACUGCAUGCUCUCAAGACUCUUGAGGACACUUGCCAGAAGCUUGCGUUGCACAUGAUUUUGGAGGUUGGCGACAUCCAGUUCCUAAGCAAUGCGCACUUGCUGCAUGCCCGAACGGCGUACAGGGACUACCCUCCCCCUGCGCCCAGACGCCACUUGCUUCGUCUGUGGCUGUCGACGCCCGAGACGGAGGGCGGAUGGGCUUUGCCGUUCCCCGACAGCAAGGAGAAGAAGCGCGGUGGCAUCCAGGUCAACAACACUCCUCCUCGCGCGCCGCUUGACGCCGAGUAA
This is a messenger RNA of Colletotrichum truncatum, 1209 nucleotides long. RefSeq lists its product as uncharacterized. Gene Ontology annotation, molecular function: oxidoreductase activity. The record is from RefSeq and is a predicted model, not a curated record. Lineage: Eukaryota; Fungi; Ascomycota; Sordariomycetes; Glomerellales; Glomerellaceae.